Molecule: messenger RNA, 1254 nt
Organism: Melanotaenia boesemani (Boeseman's rainbowfish)
Lineage: Eukaryota; Metazoa; Chordata; Actinopteri; Atheriniformes; Melanotaeniidae
Product: odorant receptor 131-2-like
Exons: 3
Coding region: 185-1123 (312 amino acids)
Biological process (GO): G protein-coupled receptor signaling pathway
Cellular component (GO): membrane
Molecular function (GO): G protein-coupled receptor activity
Source: RefSeq, a predicted model, not a curated record
CAGACAGUUACCUACAGACAACCAAUUAAUACACAAGAGGAUAUAACAGUGACAUCAUUUUGGCAGGGUCUCUAGAUCCAGAUGCUUUAUAUAAACACAGCAGCUAUUUUUCAUCCAUUUCCAAGCUGGUCAACAUGGAGAAAAGAUCUCUCUGAGAGUCUUACAGGAUUCUGACAUCACAUCCAUGAAUUCCUCAUCUAAUACCUACAAUGUGUCAAGCAGCCUAAAUUAUCGAGACUCUGCAAGCAUAGCUGUGGUUAAAAAUGUGAUCAUCCUGGCUCUUGGCCUCACUAUCAACUACAUUAAUGGCACACUGGUUGACGUCUUCAGAAAGCACCAGAUACUUCAUAUGAAUCCUCGUUACAUCCUGUUCAUCCACCUCGUGUUGAACGAUAUGAUCCAGCUUACUGUCACAAUCAGCUUGUUCAUCUUAAGUUAUGUCUUCUACAUGAUUAAUGCUUCUCUCUGUUGCUUUAUUGUUACCUUAGCUGUCUUUACUACCCUUAACACUCCACUAAAUUUAGCUGCAAUGGCAGUGGAGUGCUACAUUGCUGUUUGUUUUCCACUGCGGCACUCUGAGCUGUGUACCAUUAAAAGAACAUAUAGUCUGAUAGGUUGUAUUUGGGCUUUGAGUGUAGUUUCAAUUCUGCCAGACAUCUUUAUUAUUCUGGCAACAGAGCCUGAAUGGUUAUUUCACUCCACUGUAUUUUGUGAUAGGGACAACUUGUUCCGACAUCCAGUCAGUUUAAAAAAGAGAGAUGUUUCUUACCUGCUUUAUCUAACUGUAGUUUGGCUCGUCCUCCUCUGCACCUACUUCAGGAUCUUCUUAGCUGCUAAAACUGCUAAUUCAGUAGAGGGAAAUUUUAAAAAGGCCAGGAAUACUAUCCUGCUACAUGGCUUUCAGUUAUUGUUGAAUAUGCUGACUUAUAUAGCCCCUCCAUUAAAAAAUGCUUUGAUGAACUGGUUUCCUAACCAUUUUAUACAAGUAUACUUUAUUUGGUACAUAAUCAGCCAAAUUCUUCCCAGGUUCUUCAGUCCUAUUGUGUAUGGGCUACGAGACAAGAUAUUUAAACAGUAUUUGAAAAAGCAUAUGCUGUGUAUCAUGAGUACAAAGAAACCAUAACUUUCACUAAUACCGAUGUUACUUUACAAAAUCAAACUAGAAAGGAGUUGAGAGGAAACAGGUUUUGGUUUUUCUGUAGUGCAGUUGUGUUUACCAGUGCUGAGAUCUUAACAUAUGGUUAAAAGCUCUCA